AUGCAGGCGUGGUUCUCGUCCGGCCCCGGGCCCUCCUCCUCGUCGGCGGCGUCCUCGUCGCAGCCGUCGCUGCUCGCGGAGUGGAACUCCUACGCUGCCGCCCGCUCCGCCGAGGACGCAGGCGAUGGCUUCGGGAUCGACAUCGAGGCGGCCGUCCGCUCCGCCAACGACCGCGUCGCCGGCACCUUCGGCGUGGUCUCAAAAGGUGUUAAAGGGUUGCCUGGCAGCUUUAAGUCCACAACAAGCAGUGUUCCAUCUGGCAGAUCUCUCAUGUAUUUCGGUCUGUUUCUUGCUAGUGGUGUAUUCCUAGUUUUCAUCGCAUUCACGAUAUUUCUGCCAGUCAUUGUGAUAAUGCCACAAAAGUUUGCAAUAUGUUUCACGGUGGGAUGUGCCUUCAUAAUUGGAUCAUUCUUUGCGCUGAAAGGGCCUAAGAAUCAGCUCUAUCAUAUGAUUUCCAAAGAGAGAUUACCUUUCACCGUGGGAUUUGUUGGGAGCAUGGUUGCUACCAUCUACGUGUCAAUGGUGCUUCAUAGCUACAUACUUUCUGUUUUCUUCUCCGUGCUUCAGGUCCUUGCUCUAGCAUAUUAUGCCAUCUCAUACUUCCCUGGUGGAUCUGCUGGAAUGAAGUUUCUAUCAUCCGCCCUUGUGUCCUCAGUGUUGAGAUGCUUUGGGCGAUGA
Messenger RNA from Miscanthus lutarioriparius, 678 nucleotides. NCBI's taxonomy places the organism in Eukaryota, Viridiplantae, Streptophyta, Magnoliopsida, Poales, Poaceae. The record is from the annotation of a GenBank genome assembly.